This is a messenger RNA of Cyphellophora attinorum, 3720 nucleotides long. RefSeq lists its product as uncharacterized. NCBI's taxonomy places the organism in Eukaryota, Fungi, Ascomycota, Eurotiomycetes, Chaetothyriales, Cyphellophoraceae. The coding region runs from base 1 to 3720 and encodes 1239 amino acids. The record is from RefSeq and is a predicted model, not a curated record. The transcript is spliced from 2 exons.
AUGGCUGGAGCAGGUCCAGGCAUCGCCAGCUCGUUGAUGGUCCAGGCUCCGCCCAGGCCGGCCACCAGCCAAAGGAACGAACCGUCGUCAUCGUCAACUGAGACCAAGCAAGUCAACAUAGCAGUCCACGACGAGAAGUCGAAACCUGGCCCAUCAGACCGCCGGAAACAGCCCACUCCGCAGACGACUAAGCCCUCAAAACCCAAACCACGAUUCUUCAGCCGAGCUGUUCGCAAUUCCGCCAACCAGGGCGAGAAUAAGACGUCAGGUUUUGGAAAAAACCGCCGUAUUGAUAUCACCCAAAGCAGCUGGAACGCGCGCGCUGAUGGCAAAGAUCGUGAAACUGUCACCUUGAACAUCAAAUCCGAGAACGAGAAAGCGCAGAGUCGCCGAUCCUUCCGGUGGGUUCAUCACGAGCGCGAAACGACUGCGGUCUCUUUCGCCGAAUUCCAAAAGCAUGUUGAGGAAACAGAGGGACUGGAGCCCGAGGAGCUUGCAGUCGCUACCAAAUGCCUAGAAGAAGUCAGGAGGCAGCGAAAGAUAUCUGUCCGUGGACGCUAUUUCGAGGAAACGGUGCAUAAGUCCGAGACCAAGCACACGGUAAUCGAGGAGCAUGUGCCAGUGAGAGCGACAUUCAUCAGCAUACCCUUAUUCGCACUUCUGGAAGGCUCAGACGACAUCACGACAGCGAACACUUACCCGAGUUCGAAGGUCGUGAGGGGUUCCGACGAGCAUCCCCUAAGGACUCUGCUACAACACACAAACCACCUCGCAAUUGAUGAUGAAAGGGAUCGCAGCCAGGUAAUCACGAGGUUGCCGCGUGCUUCAGGUGGGAAGAAGGCAUAUAUUCAUGUACCAGAGUUUUGGGCACUCGUGGUUAACAUGUACACCUGCAUUACGUGUUCCGUGCUCAGUGUGCAAGAACUUUGCGGGGAUAAUAUACUACUGAGGUCACCAACUUUGUCGCCUGGGGACUUGCUGAACAAGGGCAAAGAUACCAGAACCUUCGUCAAAUAUACAGAUCGCAGAGGUCGACUCUUUGACUUGGAAUGUCGCAAGUUCCAUACAUUGAUUGACUAUGUUUCAAGCAUCGAGAUGCCGCAAGAUGAAGUACGCAGACUCAUCAUGGCCGAGAAGCUUAGCCGAGACGACUCCGAGUACAAGCUUGUCGACUUGAGAUUUCAGCCAGUCGAUAAAAGUCGCUGGAUCGAUAUCGUGGACUCUAUGUUUACAAGUGCCGAGUUUGUCCAUCUGAGGCUGACAAGACAGGUCGCAGGAGAUUCUUUGAACCUCGACUUCGCCCAGAGGCAGCAUCACAACUUUCGUGUCAGAACGUUCGUCUGGACCGCCUUGAAGCUGUGCCUCGAAGUAAUGAAGAAAAAGCGACUGGAUGCCCUCAGAGCUCGAAAACCAACGGAUAAGCUUCAAGAGCGCAUCGACAGUCUGGGCAGAAGAAUUAGAAGGCUGCAACGUAUACGUAUGGCUAGCAGAUUUAUGCUAUAUGCUGCGAGAUUCCAUCUAACCAUGCCUGAAGUGGUUACUUCGUUGGAUCACGCAGUCAGUCUCGAGGAGAGAUUGACGGGAAGGCAACAUCGGCAUCGCCGCUCGUCAGGUCAGCGUCACGGGCUCACCCAAUUCCUUCACCACUCUCGGCCUUCCUCGCCCAGCGACUCUGUAUCAUCAAUCGGGCCACGGUCGAGCAGUCCGGUAGGUUUGUCGAGACAAGCUCAGGAACCUCCUCGGAUCAUCAUCCAGUCAGAAGACGAUAGUCCAGGCCAAGUUCACAGCCCAAUGGUAUCUUUCAGCCAGCCCGACACGAGAGAUCCCAUUGCAGAGGGGUCUGGUCGGCAGUACGUGUCUACAGUCGUUGCUGAACCAGCUCAGGCCGAGAGCGCUCUUGAUCUCGAAUCCAACCUGUUGCCUGCAGCCAUACCCAGCCCUAAACGAGCUUCAACUGCUAUCUUUGGCGAGCCACUCCCUCCGCUAUCAACGGCAUUUCGACCAUCGCUGGAGUCAACGGAGCGAUUUCCAACUAUGGUUCGUCGUCACUCCACGUACUCGAGCUCGGGUUCCAGUAUAACAUUAUUUGAUCCUAGUCCGCUUCGCAGGCCACUUCGAACAGAUGGCGACGCUGCGUUGAGAGUUCCACCAAGAUCGUCAGAUGGGGGUCCACGGCCUAUCCUCUGGCGUCAGCUCACUUCAUCAGGCACUGUUCCACGUAUUGAGCACACCGCAAGGCCUCCGCUCGUUGCGCAUGACAAAAGUAUAGAUGACGCAGACCUCGAUCAAGACAUGUCUGAGCAAGCUAAGAGACGAAUAUCUGGACAUCUACAGCUGCAUCCGUUCUUCAAAUGGCAACAGGACGAUCAACUAGGAUCCGAUCAAGGUCGGACCGAGCGCUUGAAACCAACAAGGUCCGCGGACCAGGCCUCGCUAAGCAGACACGGUCCUCAUGAUGAUGUGGAAUCUGUACUUGAACGGGUCGACGCUUUGUUGAACCAGGAGGCUACCUACAAAGCUCAGCAUCUGGACAUGAACAAACUUGAUUACCUUCAGGUACCGAGCAGCUCUUUCGACGAGGUUUGCCGAAGAUUGAAUGUCGAGCGGGACAAUCUGGAGACCCUGAGGCAAAAUCCGUCACCAGCUUCUGAGGCAGAUUCCAGCUUGCACGAGAAGAAAGUCGAGCUAUUUCUCAGUACGUACGGUAUAUUGAGCUGCUUCAUAGGUCCGAGUCCGCAAGAAUCGGUCGUGGUUUCGAAGCUAUACGGUAUUUUGUUUGAGAUCUGCAAUCUUUCCACCAAAGAGUCGCGUCCAACCACGAUCACCCACCGACAUGAGGUGAAAUUCAUUCAUGCUGCAGCCGAGUAUAUGCCAAAGCUUGAGGUCCACGUUUCGGACCUUCUGAAGAGCGCUCGUCCGGACUCGGGGGACGAUGAGACUGCGGUUGGAUACAAGCUGUGCCCACCUAUUGUCUACGCUUUUGCAAACAUCAUCAUUCAUCUCCUCUGCGUGUGGAGGGCCGUAACGACCUUCACCAUUGAAGCGCCAAGCAUUGAAGAGGUGAAAAGUCAGACUUACAAGCACCUUGUAGAAGCUGAUCUGACAUUCCUUCGACUGCGCGCACAUGCUGAAGCAGAGCACGAUCACUUCGCCUGGACCGAGUCCCUCAAAACAGCCGACACCCUUGUGGCACUGCUCGUCGAAAACGCCUUAGACAUUGCCGACGGUGAGCCAGAGCCCGCAUCCGAGCUGCAAGGCGACGCCGCGAUCAGUCCACGAUUCGAUCUUCGCCACGUGUAUAGUCUUUACACAGCAGAGUGUAUCGUCAGAGCUAAGAGACAUGCAAGUGCUCGCAUCUAUAAGGAUGUCAAAUACCUCAUCGAGGAAAUUAACGCCAUCCGCAGCAUCCUGAUUCACCAGAGAAUUGUUUUUGAAGGCCUAUUUAAGAAGCGCGAGUCAUCACUGCAAGCUCUGGACAUUCGAGUUAGGGAUCGUGCGCGUCAGCAUCUUAUCGAGACCGAGAAGCAUUUCGAAAAGCUGCUAGAGCAUGCCAAUCAAACAGCAGACUGGAAUCAGCACUUCAUCAACGUUAGGGGCGAGGACAACAACAAAGCCAUUACCGUCUUCAGUGAGUACUCAAACAGACUCUCCACCUUCCUGAGGACCCGACGCGUUCAUCGUCAACCUGUCCAGGAGCUCUUUGCUGCAAUAUGGUACUGA